AUACUGCCUUUGACAAACGUACAUAAAUAUGUACAUAUGUAUAUAAGGGUUGUUAGACGUAUUCAACUUUAGGGUUGCACUAUUCUCACAAUUGUGUUAAGGCUAAACACAAGUCAAGGCAAACACAAGUCCGUAACAAGAGUCUUAAGGAAUACUUUAACUUGUGCAAUCGUCAAUCGUAAAACACAAAAAAAAAACCUAUGAAUAACGGAUGGCAACAAAAUAUAAAACUUUUUGCGUAAAUUUCUUGUCAAAAACCCCUACAAAAAGCUAUCUCGAACAUUUAAAUAAAAAUGGAUAGUCAGACCUGUAAUUCAGAUGUGGUCAGCUCAAAAUUUAUACAGGAUGACUUGCAGCUUGCAGCUGAACUAGGGAAAACAUUGCUGGAGCGAGCCAAGGAGUUAGAACUUCUGCUAGCUGAGGAAAAGACCAAAAAUGAAGAAAAGCAACGCGAAAUUUUGCAUUUACGUAAACAAAUUAAUGCCAUGACUGAGGUAAACGAUACGCGUUUAAAGGUAUACGACCAGCUAGAAGUUGGCAUACAAGAAUUGGAGCGCAGUAAUCAUCGUCUUACAUUAGAGAAAACUCGCGAUAAGAAACAAAUAAAAUCGUUCAGUGCCACCAUUGAAUCUCUGGAGACGCGAUGCGAAGAACUAAGUCAACUCCUAGAGGAAACUAAGCAUUCACUAAGCUUGGAACGCCGCAAGAAUAACAAGCCUGCCCAGCAGCAUCCGCAAAACACUGUGGCAAGCAAAACGGGUCAACUGAGUUUGCCUGAACCAUGGAUUGGACUCAACCGCGAUAAAGCGGACCUGAACGCUACGACGUCCUUAGAUAACAGCUCAUUUACGGCCAAAGCAAACUCAACCGGCCUAAAUGACAUAUCGUUAUCGCAGUCCAACGACAAAUCUUUGAUUAUCAGCAAAGCGGGUAACUCCUCUCAAGAGUUACCAGAGGCAGCUGCCAGUUGCGCUAUUAAAGGGGACGAGGAGCUAAUUGGGCUAAUAAGUGACAUGGAGAAUAUUAAGCGUGACUAUGUUGCAGAAAAGCAGCGUUGCUGUGAAUUAGAAGAUCAGCUGGUAGCCAUCAUACAAGAGAAUCAAGACCUUCAGGGUCGCGUCGCCUUAACAAGCACAAAUGAAGAUAUGAUGUCUAUGCACGAUGAAUUCUCACUGCUUGACGAUGUACGUCAGGGUCAGAUGUGUAGUCGAUGCUUACGCGUUAUGGAGGAACACGAACAAACUUCCAACAAUGAUGGCCAGUCGUCAAUAGCACAAACUGAAGAUAUGAGAGAUGAUGAUGAACGCAGUUUGCUUGGUAGCGAACUUAGUGCAAACUUUCCAUUGAAGAAACCGCUUCAAACAACAAUACCAAAUGCGGAUGCAAAUACAAAAAUGUUGGCAGAUAACCCAAAUGUUUACCGUGAUUUAAUUGAAAAAUAUGAAGCCUUAUUGGAAAUGCAGCGCAACUCAUUAGUUCUUAAAACGAAUGUCGUCAUCGAUAAUAACUUGCAGCAACUUGCAAAAAGUUUGAAGCCAGAUCCGUCACAAUCUGGAAAUGAAGCAUGUCUGAUAACAAACAAAAGCUCAAAAACUGUGCGCGGACGGACGUCAGCCGAAUAUUCUGAGGCAGAGACUUCUUCAUCGGGUUUUUCUGAAGAGAUCAGCAAUAAGUACACUCAAACGGAUGAGCGGCCAGGGUACUUUUUGUGCUCUAUUAGCAAUGGCGAGGAAUGUAAGCUAAGCAUUUACGACGAUGUAAGCCCAAUUGAUUCGCAUUUCCAUAGCCGUCCUGAGUAUAGAGAGCUUUUCAAAGAGAUUUUCGGCAUUCUUAAAAAAGCAGCUGAUAGCAAAGAAAAUGUUCAGGAUCAUGAUCCGAACAGUUCGCAGCCUACAAAUGAUGUCAUGACGGGACGUGAUGCUCAUGGUGUCGACGAGUUUUCAGUUGACUUUGGAGAUGAUACCCAAAGCAUUAUCUCAUCUGUAAUGUCGAAUGAAUCAUUUGCUAUAUCUGAGUGUGUUACAAAGCUCGAACGUAAAACCGCAAAAAAGCACAUAAACGAAUGCAAAAAUCAAGAAAAUCGAAUCUUACAGGCAAGUUCCAUAUUUGCAUCAACAGCACAUAUAAACGGCACUGAAAGAACAGAUGAAAUUAGAUCUAUUGAGGAAAAUAGCCGGGUAUUGACACCACUUAAGCGUGAACCUCUUGAGUAUUUAUCCAUUGGUGUUGGUAUUAAGAAAAAAAAUCGGAAUCGGAGAAAUAGAAGUCAACAUAAUAAUGGUGUGCGUGUAGAAUCACCGUUAGCGCAGCGUACACCAACGCAUCACGUGCGCCGGACACGUAGAGAUUUUGCUCCCAUUCCACCAGAUAUGUUAGGAACAGAGUUCGUGGCACGCCGAGGCAAGGAACGUUCUAACACCGAAUGGGAUGGCUCACCCAUGAUUAUUUAUAAUCGCACUAUAAGCUCAUCUGGGGUCAAGCGUACAAGUCGUGUUUUCGAAUUAAAUGGCGUUGAGUUUCAUCCAAAUACGGUAUCUCAAGAGUUCCACAAGCUGAAGCGUCUCGAUCUAUCUUACGCAGAGGUGUUACGGCGCUCCGAUGCAUACGAACAUCAACAUCAAAAUCAAUCGAUACGUGGUCAACAGCGCACGCAGCCACCCCGUUGGAAUGCAAACAAACAAAGUCAAAAUAGUCGGCGCUAAAUAUGCAAAUGUACAUACUCGUAACUCAAUAGUAUUUUUUUUUUUUGUGUUUUUAAUUUGUUACAUUCACAGCAGCGUCAUUGUGUUUCUAUUUUAGUUAUUUUUUAUUAAAUUUUAUUUAAGCCAACUAUUUUCCAAUAUCUUCGGAUUUCGAAGUAGUCAUUUAUAAAGUGUCUCCCUCUGUCAUUCGUUUAAUUAUUUAAGAUUUAGGUCUAUAUAUGUAUGUAACCUCGUUCAUUCCGAUCUAAUUACCAACUAAUUAAAGACUAUCAACCUUAAUUAUACUUGUACUUAAAUACUUUAAGGUUUUCUCAACAUUUUUGCAUUAAGAAUAUGAAUAUUCUGUACGAUUAUAAAUAGGUAAUAUUCAUCCAAGUUUUCUAUAAAUAAAAAGCAUAUGUGCCAAUUCGAAUCCCAUACAUCAUAAGUAAUGAAACACACAGUCAUAAUCUUAUUCGUAACUCUGACCUGCUUCGAUAAAGUUUACAGUGGAUAAUACACAUAUGUAGUUAAUAAUGUUCUUAUCUUGUAUUUAGAAUGCAAAUAAAAUAACUAAAUUAGAUAA
Drosophila busckii is the source of this 3267-nucleotide messenger RNA. It is a transcript of the gene centrocortin, whose product is annotated as cerebellar degeneration-related protein 2-like. The coding region runs from base 294 to 2702 and encodes 802 amino acids. The transcript has 2 exons. NCBI's taxonomy places the organism in Eukaryota, Metazoa, Arthropoda, Insecta, Diptera, Drosophilidae. The record is from RefSeq and is a predicted model, not a curated record.